This is a messenger RNA of Knipowitschia caucasica, 1131 nucleotides long. The record is from the annotation of a GenBank genome assembly. NCBI's taxonomy places the organism in Eukaryota, Metazoa, Chordata, Actinopteri, Gobiiformes, Gobiidae.
AUGGUGCUACGCCGCGGCCCAAAACGCAAGUGCAACACCAAACGCAAGUGCGACACCAAACGCAAGUGCGACACCAAACGCAAGUGCGACACCGAACGCAAGUGCGACACCGAACGCAAGUGCGACACCGAACGCAAGUGCGACACCGAACGCAAGUGCGACACCGAACGCAAGUGCGACACCGAACGCAAGUGCGACACCGAACGCAAGUGCGACACCGAACGCAAGUGCGACACCGAACGCAAGUGCGACACCGAACGCAAGUGCGACACCGAACGCAAGUGCGACACCGAACGCAAGUGCGACACCGAACGCAAGUGCGACACCGAACGCAAGUGCGACACCGAACGCAAGUGCGACACCGAACGCAAGUGCGACACCGAACGCAAGUGCGCGACCGAACGCAAGUGCGCGACCGAACGCAAGUGCGCGACCGAACGCAAGUGCGCGACCGAACGCAAGUGCGACACCAAACGCAAGUGCGACACCAAACGCAAGUGCGACACCAAACGCAAGUGCGACACCGAACGCAAGUGCGACACCGAACGCAAGUGCGACACCGAACGCAAGUGCGACACCGAACGCAAGUGCGCGACCGAACGCAAUGCGACCGAACGCAAGUGCGAGACCGAACGCAAGUGCGAGACCGAACGCAAGUGCGAGACCGAACGCAAGUGCGAGACCGAACGCAAGUGCGAGACCGAACGCAAGUGCGAGACCGAACGCAAGUGCGAGACCGAACGCAAGUGCGAGACCGAACGCAAGUGCGAGACCGAACGCAAGUGCGAGACCGAACGCAAGUGCGAGACCGAACGCAAGUGCGAGACCGAACGCAAGUGCGAGACCGAACGCAAGUGCGAGACCGAACGCAAGUGCGAGACCGAACGCAAGUGCGAGACCGAACGCAAGUGCGAGACCGAACGCAAGUGCGAGACCGAACGCAAGUGCGAGACCAAACGCAAGUGCGAGACCAAACGCAAGUGCGAGACCAAACGCAAGUGCGAGACCAAACGCAGGUGCAUCUCACGCUGCGUCUACCGCUGCGGAUUAACGCCGCGCCCUAAUACUGCUGCUGGCGCCACUGCUAACCCUACGUGCGCCAACGCCACUAACCCCAACGCUCUCCGCUGA